CCCACUCAUAAGUCCUAACUCACACGCACAAAGACACCACAGCAGAUGAUCUAAGAGAGAAAGAGAGAGAGAUGAGAAGCGCAUCCCAAGCCACACUAGACCACAUCUUGUUUCAGGAGGAUCAAGAUCAUAUGUCAUCCCUGCAACAGCUUCAGUCUUUAUGCUGCAAUAAUAAUAAUACCACUCUUCCAUUUGAGACUCUAAAAACCCUCAUCACACCCUCUCUUGCCCCACUGCCUUCUCUCCAUGAAUCUUCAUCCCCUCAUCAUAAUAACCUUCAUCAAAGAGACGGCAUAUCUUCCCACUUUGGAGCACCCCAACUCCUUUCCUUGCAGAGAUCCACUCCAUACUUGUGGGAAUGGGAAGAAAUGAAUGAGUGCAUAAAGAGGAGUAAGAAGUUGGGGGUGACAUCAUUAGGAGCAGCAGCCAUGAAGAUGAAGAAGUCAACCAGAAGGAAGGUGAGAGAGCCAAGGUUCAGCUUCAAGACCAUGAGUGAUGUGGAUGUGUUGGAUGAUGGGUAUAAGUGGAGAAAAUAUGGCCAAAAAGUUGUCAAGAACACCCAACAUCCCAGGAGUUAUUAUAGAUGCACGCAAGAUAAUUGUCGGGUUAAGAAACGCGUGGAGAGGUUAGCAGAGGAUCCAAGAAUGGUAAUAACAUCAUACGAAGGUCGACAUGUCCAUUCCCCAUCUCGCGAUGAUGAUGAUGAUCUGCAUUCGUCAUCUCAACACAAUCAUAUAUUUUGCUUCAUGAAUGAUAAUGAUCGAUGAGUAUAAGUCACAAUCAGGAUAUGUUUUCAAUCUUAAUGGAGCAGUAGUGGAAUGGAAGACUUCCAAGCAAGAGACUACUGCGUACUCGACUACUCUGUCCCACCACAUUGCUACAUUAGAAGCAACUGAGGUGGUCAUUUGGAUGCACGAGUUUCUCAACGAAUUAGAGGUGAUCUUGAAUGAUUGAUGUCUAAUAACUAUUUAUUGUGAUAAUACAUUGUUAUUGCACAAACAAAGGAACCAAGAUGCAACAAAAAUAAUGGACAUGUUCCAAAGCACUAUCGUGUGGUUCGAGA
Cuscuta epithymum is the source of this 1063-nucleotide messenger RNA. The record is from the annotation of a GenBank genome assembly. NCBI's taxonomy places the organism in Eukaryota, Viridiplantae, Streptophyta, Magnoliopsida, Solanales, Convolvulaceae.